AUGGAUGUCCUCUUUGAGGAUAAUGCUCCUUUGAGCCCAACCACCAGCUCCUUAAUGCCGUCAAACGGGGACCCAAGGCUCUACGGCAACGACCUGAACGCUGGAGACGCGAACACUUCGGAUGCAUUUAACUGGACAGUGGAUGCAGAAAACCGAACCAACCUUUCCUGCGAGGGCUGUCUCUCGCCACCAUGCUUCUCCCUACUUCAUCUCCAGGAAAAAAACUGGUCGGCUCUGUUGACAGCGGUCGUGAUUAUUCUGACCAUUGCUGGAAACAUACUCGUCAUCAUGGCAGUGUCCCUAGAGAAAAAGCUGCAGAACGCCACCAACUAUUUCCUGAUGUCACUUGCCAUAGCUGAUAUGCUGCUGGGUUUCCUUGUCAUGCCCGUGUCCAUGCUAACCAUCCUAUAUGGUUACCGGUGGCCUCUGCCUAGCAAACUGUGCGCCGUGUGGAUCUACCUGGACGUGCUCUUCUCCACGGCCUCCAUCAUGCACCUGUGCGCCAUCUCGCUAGACCGCUACGUUGCCAUCCAGAACCCCAUCCACCAUAGCCGAUUCAACUCCAGAACUAAGGCAUUUCUGAAGAUCAUCGCUGUCUGGACCAUAUCAGUGGGUAUAUCUAUGCCAAUACCAGUUUUCGGGCUACAGGAUGAUUCCAAGGUCUUUAAGGAAGGGAGCUGCCUACUUGCCGACGAUAACUUUGUCCUGAUCGGCUCUUUCGUGUCGUUCUUCAUUCCCUUAACCAUCAUGGUGAUCACCUACUUUCUAACUAUCAAGUCGCUCCAGAAAGAAGCCACCUUGUGUGUGAGUGAUCCUGGCACACGGGCCAAGCUAGCGUCUUUCAGCUUCCUCCCUCAGAGCUCCCUGUCUUCGGAAAAGCUCUUCCAACGAUCAAUCCACAGGGAGCCAGGGUCCUACGGCAGGAGGACUAUGCAGUCCAUCAGCAAUGAGCAGAAAGCUUGCAAGGUGCUGGGCAUUGUCUUCUUCCUGUUUGUGGUGAUGUGGUGCCCAUUCUUCAUCACGAACAUAAUGGCCGUCAUCUGCAAAGAGUCCUGCAACGAGGAUAUCAUUGGAGCCCUGCUCAACGUGUUUGUCUGGAUCGGUUACCUCUCCUCGGCGGUCAACCCACUGGUAUACACACUGUUCAACAAGACCUACAGGUCGGCCUUCUCCCGGUAUAUUCAGUGUCAGUACAAGGAAAAUAAAAAACCAUUGCAGUUAAUUUUAGUGAACACUAUACCGGCCUUGGCCUACAAAUCUAGUCAACUCCAAAUGGGACAAAAAAAGAAUUCAAAGAAAGAUGCCAAGAGCACAGAUAAUGACUACAGCAUGGUUGCUCUAGGAAAACAACAUUCAGAAGACGCUCCUACAGACAAUAUUAACACAGUGAAUGAAAAGGUUAGCUGUGUGUGA
Messenger RNA from Canis lupus familiaris (dog), 1413 nucleotides. RefSeq names its product 5-hydroxytryptamine receptor 2A (gene HTR2A). Gene Ontology annotation, biological process: G protein-coupled receptor signaling pathway, coupled to cyclic nucleotide second messenger; chemical synaptic transmission. The coding region runs from base 1 to 1413 and encodes 470 amino acids. Gene Ontology annotation, molecular function: G protein-coupled serotonin receptor activity; neurotransmitter receptor activity. Lineage: Eukaryota; Metazoa; Chordata; Mammalia; Carnivora; Canidae. Gene Ontology annotation, cellular component: plasma membrane; dendrite. The record is from RefSeq and is marked provisional. The transcript has 3 exons.